AUGGCUGGAUCCCACAAGAGAAAACAUACUGAUGCUGACGCGGUCGGCAGAAAUUUACGUUCACGCCCUGGUGUUGAUACAACAAACCAAGAGGAUGUCGGAUCAUCAAAUGAUACCAACAACACUCAUGAUCUGACAAGAGAACCAUCUCCUGACCAGGGAACCUCAACAACUACUGACCGUACAACUCAUGUCCAGUCCGAAAGGUCACUCUCACCUGAACUCCAACUUAGUGCCGCCUCUGAACUUCAGAAGUGGUUGACUAAUCAACAUAGCACCUAUCUUAAGGGCUUGAUUGAAGAACAGUUCGGGGACCUCAACCCUCGUGACGGAAGAACUAUCUUGAAGUGGAUCGUUGCAUUGAAUAAAUUCUUCGACCACUAUCAGGGUAUUAAGGACUAUGUCCUAGACCCGGUUAAGUUUAAUGAGGGUGAUAAGAAGAUCAAAAGGAUUUUUGCACCCAACCCUGAGACUUACGCAGAAUAUCUCUGCGAUGAUCUCGCUUCAUUACUUCAAGAGCAACAUAUGCCACAUGGAAGAAUAUCAACGCAAGCAACGGAACUCACUUUGAAGGAGAUAUGGGACUACUUAUAUAAGUUUCCCUUUCCCGACCUUGCACCCAUAAUGGAGGAAAUCUUGGUAGAACUCUGUUAUAAGAUCUAUAAAUCCGAAACUGUUGGAGAUUUUAUUCUCGCUAUACAGAGUUUCAAGUCCAGGCCAGACAAUCCGCUUUACGAUUUUAUAAAAUUGUUGGACGUCACGGAAGUAGCUGUCACUUAUUUCUGGGCAAGAUGGUGUCACUAUGGUAAGAUCUUUAUUCGCCAUUGUGCCAAACAUUACCGGGAAUAUAGACGGAACCCUAAUAUCAAGAUUAUGACUUGUUAUGACCUUGAUCAGGCAGCACAAAACGACCCUGACGCUAAGCCGGUGUUUGGUGAGGACCAAUCACUUAAUGUGCUUUACACUCCGGUGAAAGUCCGGGAGCUUGACCCAAAACUCAAAGCCGAGAUGAAUGAAAACAAGGCUAAGAGAGCCAAGCAAGGUGGUGGUAAGAAAGGCAAAGGUGCUAAGAACAAAAGGAAUGCGGAUAAAGAAACUGACGACAAAUUAUCUGACCUCAUCGCAAAGUUGAAGGGGAAAAUGAAGGAUGACCCAUCAUUAGUUGACACACUUAAGACCUUCGUUGAUCUGAGCUCCAAUCACUAUGAGCCUGGUUCCAACCAGUCAUUUAGAUUGGCUGAUAAUAGUAUUGUCUAUGCCGAAGGGCGUGGUACAGUAUUAAUUAGAGCUAAUGGCUACCGCCUUAAAGUACCAGACGUUUUUUACGUUCCCAGUGUAGCGAGAAACUUUAUUGCUGUUGACCUGUUGGGACGUUUAGGUUACCAUUGUGACUUUGGUCUCGACACACUUACAUUGAUUAACGUUUACACUAAGAAAGUUAUUCCUGCUGCAAUAAAGGACAGAAGUUCAGGGUUAUUUAUCGGAAAACUAAAGUCUACGAUAUCACAAGCUGAAAUUAACCCACUUGAUACCAAGAUAGCUUCUACAAUCUUAAGUAUAUUUACUACUACCCCUGAAGCGAUAGCUAAUACGUACGGCAAACAUGAUUAUUAUUAUCAUCACUUAAUGACCAAUCAUAUGUCACUACAGAAUCUCAAGUAUCUUAGUAAACAAGGUGCCAUUGACGUUGAACCAUCGGCUGACGCUGAAAUGAAAGUUAAGGCUUGCAGAAUAUGUUUAGCCACUAAUGCAUUACAUCAUUCAUUCACUGGCACUACUCAAAGACCUGCAACGCGGAUACUAGAAAGAGUCCACUCAGAUACUAUGGGACCAUUCAUGGCGGUUGGCCAAACGUACUAUGUUACAACAAUUGUCGACGAGUUUAGUGGUUAUAUUGACCUAGCUAUCACUAACACCAAACAGGUGACUCAGCUGGUUCUUGACAAGCUAGUUGAGAUAAACAAACGCUUCCCCUCAAUCGACAUCAAAUCAUUUAGAAGUGAUAAUGCUCCGGAGCUACCGAGUGAAUUACAAUUGCGGACACUUGGCAUUGCUCGUGAAACGAUACCACCACGAACGCCACAGCACAAUGGUAUUGCGGAGAGAACCAAUCGAACUAUUUUGGGGGGAGUACGAAAGUGCAUGUUAAAUUUUGGUAGAUGGCAUGCACAUGUUUUAACACUAUUUCCGCAAAUAGUGAAUUAUGCGGUCCAGAUAUUGAAUAACACACCGAAGGUAAGGUUAAACGGUAAGACCCCUUACCAGGUCUAUAAUAAUCGUCCUGACUACAAAUUUAAUUACUGUCAGUUCGGGAUCGAUAUGAUAGUUAAGUGUGCGGAUCGCACUGAAGCAUUGAGGUUUGAUAUACCAAGAGAUAAGACGCUACCUCCAGUUGUCAUGGGAGCAUUUAUGGGUUUCACAAGUGACACAACAAGUUGUACAGUCAUGGUAGACGACACUUUUAAAUUAAUUAACACAGCCCAUUUUACGUUUACAAACACAAUGGAAGUCAUCCACCGAUACUUUAGAUCCCUAUCUGUUCCCAACCUCACAACAACAACAAACCCAAUGAUCUUCAGAUAUAGUCCAACUUCAUCUUUCGUUAGAUCAUCCGUUGCCGAUUCCCCGGACUCGCUAAUACCACCCACUGGUCAAAUGCCCAACCUGUUAAACCCUGCUCGGGAGGACAUCAAUCUGCGAUUGGCCCCGCAAGAUUGGGACCCGACUACUGAUACCUUUUUUGAUAGACCCGAACCACAACUUGAUGUUGGGGGAGGAAAAGAGAACAUCAAAUCACAGGAGAGUAGUAGUACAGGCAAUACAAACGGAGGUAAUAUUCCAGAUAUACUGAGUGACGAUGCGACAGGACCGACAAACCAGAUCCCACUAACGAACCCUAAGGAGAAGAAGAUGAAGCGGAAGAAGCCAGUACAGAAGCCAUACCACGUUUUAAGAUUCAGGCUCUCUCAAGCCCUGAAACCGAACAAGAGUAGGAGGAAAAAGACUUCACCUGACUUUGGGACUAGCCUCGCUAUAUUGCAGGGCAAAACCUUACCAACAGGAUCUUAUACUAGAUCUCCACAACAACAACUCAAUUAUAUGAUGGAAGGAAGCACACAUCAAAAUGAUUUAGAUUACAUUCUAGACAGUGUUACAGAACAGCCAGACCCAUACGAUCCAAUUUGGAACGAAGCCAAAGAGGCCGAAAUAAAUCGGUUCAAAGAACUUGGUGUAUUCGAUGUCGUGAAUAGGAAGAAAGGCAUGUUCGUUGUAAGAACAAGGUGGGUGCUAACUUACAAAGAAGACGACCUAAAGAAGAUUAAGCGAAAAGCUAGAUGCGUUGCUCAAGGUUUCCUUCAGAAGGAGGGAAUAAACUACCAAGAGAGUAGGGUGUCAGUCCCGGUCGUUAACUUAACAACCAUCAGAUUGUUGACAGCAGUAGCUGCUGAAUUAGACUUCGGCAUUCAUCAUAUUGACAUUAAGGGUGCUUACUUAAACGCUAAACUUCCCGAGGUUAUUUAUGUGGUACCACCGCCAGGCUAUAAUGACGAUCCAACUAAAGUGUGGAGACUUAAGAGAGCUCUAUACGGAUUGAAACAGGCAGGGUAUGAAUGGCAUUACACAUUUGCUGAGUUUUUCUUGAAACACAACUACAUUCAAAGCAUGACUAUUGACGGUGUAUUCUAUAAGACAUUUAGCCAUAAUCAUAUUAUCAUUGCGGCUAUCUAUGUUGAUGACAUUUUCUUAAUCGCCUCCAAACAAAGCCUAGUUGACUUCUUUUGCCAGCAACUAAAAUCCAUCUUCGACCAUAGGUAUUUGGGAGAAGUAUCGGAGUUCUUAGGAGUUAAUUUUCACAAGACUAAAGAUGGGUACGAAAUGUCACAAGAGAAAUAUGUUAAGAAUAUACUCACUGAGAUGGAUAUGCUUGAAUCCUAUGGGAAACACAUCCCAAUAGUGAAGGAGAAACCGGACUACUUCGGGGGAAGAAAUGCUAAUGAUAAUUUCAUAUCAGAAGAUAAUGAUGUUGCACUCUUAGACGAAUCGUCGAAGAAGACUUAUCAGAGAGUGGUUGGGCAGGUAUUAUGGGUGGCCAGAAAUACAAGGCCAGAUAUCUCAUUUGCAAUCAACCGACUAGGUUCCAAGGCUGCUAAUCCCGAUGUAAACGAUUACAACAAGAUGGUAUAUUUACUUAGGUAUCUUAAGGAACAUCCGGACAGAAGGUUGGUAUAUAAUAGGCUGGGUAAAUCAAGGUUCGAAAUCACCGCGUAUUCUGACGCAAGUUUUGCUCCCACACCUGACAGGAAAUCUAUUUCCGGGGGAGUAAUAACAAUGAACGGUAUGCUAAUCAAUUGGUGGUCCAAAACUCAACAUUGGGUAGUUAUUAGUUCUGCUGACAGUGAACUCAUUGCACUUCGAAGCGUUGUUGCAGAAACAUUAAGAAUUCUAGCUACAUUAACUGACUUGCAUUACAAAGUUGCUACUCCAUUGAUUUAUGAGGACCAUACAGUAGUUGUUAGACACUGCAACCAUAUUGGUAUAGGGCAUGAACGUUCUGUAAUGGACACAAGCCUUAAAUACAUACGAGAAAGAGUCAGACGUGGGAUGUUGGAAAUCCAAUGGAUUGAAUCUGAGAGGAACACAGCCGAUAUUCUUACCAAGGCCCUUAGUAGGGCUACUUAUGAUUACCUAAGAUCCAGAUUGUUUAAUCAAGAUGUCACAUUGAAUCUACUACAAGAAGUGAACUUACUCAUGGAUGGUUUGAAGAUCUAA
Messenger RNA from Hemisphaericaspora subhashii, 4770 nucleotides. RefSeq lists its product as uncharacterized. The coding region runs from base 1 to 4770 and encodes 1589 amino acids. Gene Ontology annotation, biological process: DNA integration. The transcript is spliced from 2 exons. Lineage: Eukaryota; Fungi; Ascomycota; Pichiomycetes; Serinales; Debaryomycetaceae. Gene Ontology annotation, molecular function: nucleic acid binding. The record is from RefSeq and is a predicted model, not a curated record.